CACAAAAAUCACAAGAUGGAAUCGCUGCCGCCCCAGAGGUGCAUGCCGCCUGCGUCCCGUCCUGUAGCCCCCAACCAUCAUCAUCCUGCAAAAGCGAUAAUCCACUGUCGAUCCACCGCCGGCCGCCACUGCCACUACGACUGCGGCGGCCCCACACCCAAUCAAUGCAUGCACCUGCUGCCGUUUACCUAUCAGAUCCAUUACGGUUCGAAGCUGCCCGUCUGACAGGGCGUACCGUCAUGGGCGUCGGUGGCAGCGCUGUCGGGCACAUCGUCGGCUGCUCGCUCGGGACAAUGACGAUUCCGAGCGGUUCAGCCAUGCAGCCAUUCCAAUGCGAACACCAGAUAAGAUCGUUUGCUUAUAAUCAUGAGCGCCCGGACAUGCUAGUGUAUGACCCGUGAAUUCAGAAUAUCUACAUGCUCCAUCAUCACGAUGUCUGCUCCGUUGCCUAGUGGCGCCAGAAUGUCGUCCAGCAACAUCGACGACACCCCAGAACGUGUGCCACUGAAGGCGCUGAUUUUCGACCUGGGCGACGUCCUCUUCACGUGGUCGGCCUCCACCACAACGAGCAUCCCCGCCAAAACGCUUCGAAGCAUCCUCAAUACAGACGCAUGGGUCGACUUCGAUUGUGGCCGCAUCACCCAAGAGGAAUGCUACGACCAGGCAGCUCGGCAUGUUCCCUUUUCCGCAAAGGAGAUCCGGGAGGCCUUCCGACAAGCCCGCGACUCUCUCCAACCCAACAUGGAAGUGAUCGAAGCCAUUCGAUCGUUGAAGAAGUCCUCCCACGGCCAGCUCAAGAUCUUCGCCAUGUCCAACAUCUCCAAAGAGGACUACGCCUACGUGUCAGCGGCCGUGGACGACUGGCAGAUCUUCGACCGCGUCUUCGCCUCGGGCCACGCCGGGAUGCGCAAACCCGACGCCGCCUUCUACCGACACGUCUUGGAUGCCGUAUCGCUGUCCCCGCGGGACGUCAUGUUCAUCGACGACAAGGUGGAGAACGUGCUCGCCGCGCAGAACUUGGGCAUCCGGGCGGUGGUGUUCAGCGAGAGCCAGGUCGUGGUGGAUAUUCUAGCCCGUAUCGAAUCCGACCCGUGUGAGCGGGGCUAUCGCUAUCUCCUUUCGCAUCGUGAUGAUUGUAGGACUUUCACUGAGACCGGCGUGUCGAUUGACGACAAUUUCGCCAAACUGUUAAUCCAGGAGGCCCUGCCUUUUCUUGAUGUUGUCCAACCGGAAUGGAAUGAGAAAAUCACCUGGAACUACUUCAUCGGGACACCCGUGCUGGUACCAGGCGCGAAAUUUCCCGAUGAUCUCGAUACUACGUCUCUGGCCCUGAUGGUAGUACCUCCCGAAAGCCCUGCCACAGCGACAGCAGUCCUCGAUAAUGUACUCAAAUUCGUCCUCCCGGAUGGUCGGUUUCAGACCUACUUCGACUGGGACAAACCCCGCUUCGACGAGAUCGUCUCCGCCAACAUCCUCGCCUGCUUCUACGCCCACGGCCGCGGGCAUCAACUCCCCAACACCCUGCCCAUGCUCCAUACCUUUCUCCUCGACCGCGGCUACGAACAAGGCACCCGCUACUACCCAGACGCCGACAACUGCCUCUACUUCCUCAGCCGACUACUCAAACACAUCAUGUCUACUUCGACCGCCAUAAGCCCUGAUCAACCCAAACAGACCUUCUCCCGCCCACCAACCCCGCCUUCCGACGAUGCCGGAAAGGACCUUCCCACCACUCUCACACACCUCCUCAUCUCACGGGUCCUCGAGCGCGUCGGCACGCCCGCCGGCGGUGCGGUGCAGCUCGCGCUGCGUGUGAUCACCUGCUCGCAAUGGGCAAUCCCCUGUCGGAAGGACGUCGCGGCGUUGAAGGCAUUGCAGGAGGAGGAUGGAGGCUGGCCAGGGGGCUGGAUGUAUCGAUAUGGCUCGACGGGGAUGAGGUUAGGCAACCGCGCCGUGGCCACGGCGUUGGCCUGUAAGGCUCUGGACACUGCUGUCUAGAGGAUGCGAUUUCGGGAGACCGAGUAGGAGAUUCAAUGCUUAGGUGGACACCGGGAAUGUGUUGUUUCGAUAGACUUUCUGGACUGCGGACAUACCAAGUUUUGCAAACGAAAACAUGUCGUCCGUUGACUGUUGAGUGAAGUUGCAUAGGCAUCCCUCGCAAUUGCAGAGCCGGCCAAUCCUUGCUGAUGCAUACUGUCGA
Messenger RNA from Dissoconium aciculare CBS 342.82, 2200 nucleotides. RefSeq names its product HAD-like protein. Lineage: Eukaryota; Fungi; Ascomycota; Dothideomycetes; Mycosphaerellales; Dissoconiaceae. The coding region runs from base 433 to 1998 and encodes 521 amino acids. The record is from RefSeq and is a predicted model, not a curated record. The transcript has 4 exons.